CACACACAAUGUAACGCGUGGUCAUCGAAAUUAUUUGAUUAGGGUUAGGAAAUUGGCGAGAGUUGGUCGUCAGCGAUACAUACUCUCGGGUUCCUUUCGCUUCGAAUCGGAGAGAGGCAGCAGCUAAUUUUGUUGGAACAUGUCGAACAAUCCUCCUCAGUCCUCUGGUGCCCAGUUUCGGGCGAUGGUUCCUGGGCAACAAGGUCAGCAAUUUGUUCCUGCAGCUUCACAACAGCCGUUUCAUCACCCCUACGGACAUGUACCACCAAAUGUUCAAAGUCAGUUUUCUCAGCAGCUUUUUCCAGUGAGACCAGGUCAGCCUGGACAUAUUGCAUCAUCAUCACCUCCAGUUGUAGGCUUUGGUACAUCUGGACCACCUCCAUUUUCUUCUUCAUAUUCAUUUACACCUUCAUCUUAUGGUCAGCAACAACCAACUCCGCACAUGCAUGCAUCUGGUAGUGUCCCACCAGCAGCCAACUCUUGGCCUGCUCCUCCUGUUAUUCAAAGUACAACACUUGUUUCCCCUGUUCAGCAGACACCAGCCACUCCCACUGACCCAGGAAAUCUAACUCCACAAUCUGCAUCUGACUGGAUGGAGCAUACAUCUGCUGAUGGUAGAAAGUAUUAUUAUAACAAGCAGACUAAACAAUCAAGUUGGGAAAAACCUCUUGAACUGAUGACACCACUUGAGAGGGCAGAUGCAUCCACUGUGUGGAAGGAAUUUACAACAGCUGAAGGAAGGAAAUAUUAUUAUAACAAGGUUACAAAGGAGUCUAAGUGGACAAUUCCGGAAGAUUUAAAGUUAGCUCGGGAACAAGCCGAAUUAGCUAGUGCAAAGAGGUCCCAUUCCGAAGAUGAAUCGACCUCUCUAUCCCGCAUUACUGCAUCCUCGUCUGAUCUAGCUGUUAGCACUCCUGUUACCGCUGUUGUUCCCAGUACAUCUUCAACAAUUCCUGGGCAUUCUACAAGUCCUAUUCCAGCGGGUUUGGCUGUACCUGUCACCCGUCCUCCCCCUGUUGCUUCUGUUACUCCAACGUUUGCUGCAACUAGUGAUACUGAGGCUACUGCAAUGAAAUUGGAUAAUUUAUCGUCUCAGGGGGCAUAUGAAUCAAAUGAUGGAGCGCCAGCACCAAAUAAUGAGGUUGAUUAUAAGGAAAUUUCGGUGAAUGGAAAAUCCAAUAUGACACCUGCUGGUGACAAAGCAAACGUUGAGGAGCCGAUGAUGUAUGCUACUAAGCAGGAGGCCAAAGCUGCUUUCAAGUCUCUUUUGGAAUCUGUAAAUGUUCAGUCCGACUGGACAUGGGAACAGACAACGAAAGAGAUUGUUCAUGAUAAAAGAUAUGGUGCUUUGAGGACACUCGGUGAGCGGAAACAAGCUUUUAACGAGUAUCUCGGUCAACGGAAAAAAGUGGAAGCCGAGGAAAGGCGAUGGAGACAGAAGAAAGCGCGGGAAGAAUUUGUAAAGAUGCUAGAGGAGUGUGAAGAAUUAUCAUCAUCCAUGAAAUGGAGGUUUGGCUUUCAGCUAAUGAAAGAAUCGUUGGUUCUUGUCUUUAUUGUAUGUCACGUAUGUGCUAAUAUAAACUUUUUCCUCACCAGCAAAGCUUUGAGUUUGUUUGAAAAUGAUGAGCGUUUUAAAGCUGUUGAUCGCCCAAGGGAUCGUGAAGAUCUUUUUGACAAUUAUAUUGUGGAACUUGAGAGGAAGGAAAGAGAGAAGGCAGUGGUAGAACAUCGGCAGAAGAUGGCAGAGUAUCGGAAGUUUCUUGAAACCUGUGACUAUAUCAAAGCAAGUACACAAUGGAGAAAAAUUCAGGAUAGACUGGAGGAUGAUGAAAGAUGCUCAUGUCUUGAAAAAAUAGAUCGUUUGAUUGGUUUUGAGGAUUACAUUAAUGACCUGGAGAAGGAGGAAGAGGAGCUGAAGAGGGUAGAGAAGGAACAUGUUAGGCGCGCUGAAAGAAAAAACCGUGAUGCAUUUCGUACACUACUGGAAGAACAUGUCGCUGCUGGCAUCCUUACAGCCAAGACGUACUGGUUGGAAUAUUGCAUUGAGGUAAGAGACUUGCCUCAAUACCAAGCUGUUGCAUCUAAUUUGUCUGGCUCAACUCCGAAAGACUUGUUCGAAGAUAUCACGGAAGAAUUAGACAAGCAGUAUCACGAGGACAAGAGUCGCGUAAAGGAUGCGAUGAAGUCGAGGAAGGUUUCCAUGGUCUCCUCAUGGAUGUUUGAAGAUUUUAAAUCUGCUCUUUCAGAAGAUCUCAGUUCUCAACCAAUAUCAGACAUAAAUUUAAAGCUCAUAUAUAAUGACUUGGUUGAGAGGAUGAAGGAAAAAGAAGAAAAAGAAGCCAGAAAGUUUCAGCGUUUGGCUGAAGAGUUUACCAAUCUUUUGCGCACUUUCAAGGAAAUAAACGCAGCUUCAAAUUGGGAAGAUGUCAAACAACUAGUUGAAGAAAGUCAAGAGUACAGAUCGAUUGGAGAUGAUAAUGUUAGCAGAGGGCUUUUUGAGGAAUACAUAACAAGUUUACAGGAAAAAGCAAAGGAGAAGGAGCGUAAGCGUGAUGAGGAAAAGUUUCAGAGUAGGAAAGAGAAGGAUAAGGAGGAGAAAGAGAAGCGGAAAGACAAGGAGAAGGAGAGAAGGGAAAAGGAAAGAGAACGCGAAAAAGAGAGGAGUAGCAAAAGGGAGGAAUCGGAUGGUGAUGUAGAUGUGAGUGAAGGUCAGAAAGAGGAGAAACGAAAAGGAAAAGAUCGAGACAGAAAACAUAGGAGACGCCAUCACAAUUCUGAUGAUGAUGUCAGUUCUGAUAGGGAUGACAGAGAGGAGUCGAAGAAGUCAUCAUCCCGUAAACAUGGUAAUGAUCGCAAAAAAUCAAGAAAGCACGCAAACACACCAGAAUCAGACAGUGAAAGUCGGCAUAAAAGACAGAAGAAAGAGCAGCGUGAGAGUAGUCGUCGAGGUGGUAAUGAUGAGUUAGAGGAUGGAGAGGUUGGGGAAGAUGGUGAAAUCAGACUUUAAUCGCUGAGAAGUGGAUAAUAACAUUUGUUUCUUCAUCUGAAACCUUUCUACUUCUUUUAGAGACUUUUAUUCCUAAUGAUUCAUCUUUACACACUCUACUACUCUAGUGAUAUUUUUCGUUUGCGUUUCCUUAAUAAUCGGAUAUAAUGUACCCGGUGAAGACGGGGUUCGAAAGCAUUUGUUAUCUGUUUACUUUGUUUUUGUUUUUUAAA
Brassica napus (rape) is the source of this 3219-nucleotide messenger RNA. RefSeq names its product pre-mRNA-processing protein 40A. The coding region runs from base 140 to 3007 and encodes 955 amino acids. NCBI's taxonomy places the organism in Eukaryota, Viridiplantae, Streptophyta, Magnoliopsida, Brassicales, Brassicaceae. The record is from RefSeq and is a predicted model, not a curated record. Gene Ontology annotation, molecular function: protein binding; RNA binding. The transcript is spliced from 26 exons. Gene Ontology annotation, cellular component: U2-type prespliceosome; U1 snRNP. Gene Ontology annotation, biological process: mRNA cis splicing, via spliceosome.